AUGGAUGACCAAGCGGAUCGAAUGAGGGGAUACCGCUUCAUUGCACCCCGCCAUGUCGAUGUACAGAAGCCACCAACUCCACAAACACCAAACGCCGACGAAGGUAAAACGAAACGUGCAUCGAUGGCUUGCUUAGAAUGCAAAAAGAGGCGGACAAAGUGUAGUACCGGUAACCCUUGCACGGAAUGCGCUAAUCAUGGACGGGGUUGUAUAUACGAUGUUAAUGCCGACAAACGCCGCAAAGAACACGUUAUGAGUACCAAACAACAAUUGGAGAAUACGGAAGAUAAUCUUCGAUACUAUCAUGGCUUCUUGGAAGACAUUCUGGCUUCUAUUCGGUUGGGUAGCAGAUAUCAGGUGGACCAGUUACUUCAGGUGGUCCAAGAUACCGUCCGGAACCCAGACCCAGAAAACAAAAGUGGCUACAACAAAAUAAGAGAGGCUAUCUUCUCGAUUCUUGGCGAGUUUGAAGACGCUGAAGGCAGUGACGAGACUUCCGAUGUUGACCAGAGCAUGGCUGAGUAG
This is a messenger RNA of Talaromyces marneffei, 525 nucleotides long. RefSeq lists its product as uncharacterized. The coding region runs from base 1 to 525 and encodes 174 amino acids. Gene Ontology annotation, biological process: regulation of DNA-templated transcription. Gene Ontology annotation, molecular function: zinc ion binding; DNA-binding transcription factor activity, RNA polymerase II-specific. The transcript is spliced from 3 exons. Lineage: Eukaryota; Fungi; Ascomycota; Eurotiomycetes; Eurotiales; Trichocomaceae. The record is from RefSeq and is a predicted model, not a curated record.